GUUACAAUGAUGAAAUUAACGGAGCUCUGUUCAUAGCAGUCAUUGUUCCGGUUACACUGUGUGUUCCACUUGCUUGUAUUUUAAUUGCGCUUGUUGCGUUUAGGUAAGUCCUAUAAACUGGUACUAAACGAAAAAUUCAGGGACCGCGGAACAAGGGCAUAUCCCGUAAUAUCCUGCCCCCCCCCCCCCACACGUUUAAACAGGCCCCUCGGACCCUGCAACUAUAAUCUUGCAAGAGUAGUGCCCUCCUGCAGGAUUUUAUUUUUGGGAUGGCAACUUAAUAAUUUGUGAGUCACAAUGGACCAUUUGCAUUAUAGACUAAAUUUUGAUCUAGACAAAAAUUUCAUCACAGCUUGAAAGAGCAUCACAAAUUUAGUAAUAUUCCACAGUUUCGUUGCGAAAUGUUGUAAAAUGCGGAUAAUUUAGCCUUGCGAAGUUUGUCGUUUUUCUGCCAUUUUGUAUUACGCACGGGAAAUUGACAGCCCAUUCGGGUGUUGGGGCAUCAAUUUCCCGUUUGUAAUAGAAAAUGACUGAAAAUUGCAAAUUUCGCAAGGCUAUAUUUUCCGCAUUUUACAACAUUUCGCAACGAAACUUUGGAAUAUUACUAAUUUUGUGAUGCUCUUUCAAGCUUUUGUCUAAACCAAAAUUUAGUCUAUAAUGCAAAUGAUCCAUUCUAGGGGGCUUUGUAGUUAUGUUCCUGAAAAAAAUUGAACUUUGGAUCUCUGAAACAGAAUUUCCUGCAUUAUCGAGACAGUUAAAAAUGUAAAUGUUUGAAGUGCCUAUAUCACUUGCGGGAUCUUUUCUAAAGUGCCUAUAUCACUUGUGGGAUAUUUGAAAAGAGCACAAAAAGUUGUUUAAUUAAUAAUAACUUCUAAAAUCUUUUUCAAUUUGGUUCAGUUUUCUCAAUAUGUUGACCCUAAAACAUGACAAUUUUCAAAAAAAUCCGUCGUGCUUGGGGGCCUGAGACUCAGGAACGCGAGCGUAAACAAACACUAAGAAUUGUGUGAUAUGCUGACGCUAUCACUUCCUGAAGUGAGACUUUUUGCUAGAAAAGUUUGUUUAUUAAGCUUAAAGUCGUUCUCUGCUACUGGUAAAAGUUUCUACGAUUGCGUUGAAUAUAGAAUUGAAGGUGAAACGUACAAAAUAAAAUUUGUAAGUGCCCCUUCGUAGAUGACGUCUAGCUUCAUAUAUUGGCCAUGAGAAACUUGACAUUUAGAGCUACACUGCCAAAGGUGCAUGCAUGGGUCAAAGAAUACGUAUGAAAGUUAGAAGAAUAAAAAAAGAAGUAAGGAAAUUCUUUUUCACUUGAAACGGACCUUACAGCAUAUGUCGUAAUAAUUCUUUGUAUUAUUAAUUAAAGUGUCUGAAUAAAAUAUUUUCUGUAUAGGCCAAAUGCCGUGCGACGACCACACAGUAUUUGCCAUAUUUUGAAUUCUUUUUGAGUAAUUAUGUUUUACAGGUUGAAUUGUUGAGAUAUCAAAAUUAAGUAAGGGAGGAGCUGUUUCGAUUCUAUUUUGUACUGUUGAGACUCACAACACAUUUCAUGAUUCAAUGAUUGUAUUAGCUUUACUGCUGCAGUAGACCAAUAUAUAAAUACUUGGAUCUGAUUCAAUUAACUUUGCUGUUAAAUUAAUGGUAAAGGCCCCGAUAUUCAAACCCUUGCCAAACUAAUUCGCUAGAAGGCCAAAAGGGCCUAUGUCUCAGAAAUCUUUGAACUAAAUAAAAAAAGGUUGAAUUAGAAUUUAUUAACUAACAUUUUGUACUCUCUCCAAAUUCGUAAAGAUUCCACAAGUGAUAUAAACACUUUGAUAAAUCACCUUUAACAUUGCUAAUAUUGGAGACAUAAUCAAUAUAUAGUUAAUUCAAUGAGAGACGUAAACACAUGGAGCUUUAUCGAUACACAACGAUACGCAACUCUGUCUAUUAAAUGACAAUUUUUCACCCUCCUCCCUAAUUAAUGGCAUUUGAAAGAAUCUAAAACCACUGAAAAACUUUGUGAUGCCAAAACGGCGCCAUUCCUUAGAGCGAAAGGAUAAAAUCAUGUGCGAGAUUGUUACAGGACAUCACACAAACGAAUUUCAAACGAAUUGUACUUCCUUUGCCUACUGUUUCGCUACUAAGCUGCAACUGUAAUUUUAUUUUUAGAGUUUUUAAACGACGACAAGAGGAGAGAAUGCCACAUAUAUAUGAAUUAUUUGAAUUAUACAAACGAACCUGA
Messenger RNA from Paramuricea clavata, 2218 nucleotides. The record is from the annotation of a GenBank genome assembly. Lineage: Eukaryota; Metazoa; Cnidaria; Anthozoa; Malacalcyonacea; Plexauridae.